AUGCUGGAACAAUCUAAGAAUAUUUUUUAUAGGAUUGGCAAUUCAACUAUCGAUACUUUCGAUAUCUUUGGAUAACUGCCAAACUUUAGAGUCCUUGAAAAAAAUAAGUACACUUCUGUGGUUGGUUGUUGUAUGACCUUCAUAAUAGGAACAGCUACAUUAAUUUAUUUAGUGUCUGAAAUAACAACCCUUUUACACAAGGCUGAACCUAAUGUUGUUACAUCUGAGCUGCAGAUAUUUGACUCAACAGUAAUUAUCAAUAGUAAUUAAAGUCUUUCCCACUUUAUAAUGAUAAUUUUACUCUAGCUGUCACAAUAGCAACUAAAAAUUCAGAACCUAUAUUAGGGUAACUGAAAUAUUAUAAUUUGACAAUGAGUCAUUGCAUCAGAGAAAGAUUGCUUAAUGAAACAACAGGGAAGGUUUAGGUGAAAUUGAAGUAAAUAUAAAUACUAUUUAGUUGUACUGAAUUACCAAUUGCCCCUUGUUAAACUGAAGACUUUGAUAAUGAUUUAUAAAGAGAAUUUUUCAAAAAUACUAGAUUAGGCGUUGUUCAAUGUAUCAAUCGAACUAGGCUUAGAAAUAAUCCUCCUGUAAUUAUAAGAUCAUAAUUUAAGAUUCUGUAAGGUUAAAUCUCAGGAUAUAAGUACUAAUACUUAGUAAUUGAAUUGAGUAUAUGCAAAAAUAAUACAGAUUAUUAAGGUUGUGCUCCAAUAGAAGAGAUUAGAAAAGUAUUAUCAGCAGGUCAUUAUUCUGUGUAUGCAAGUGAUUAUUUGAUGCAAUUAAAUCAUCCUGGUUUGCCAUACUAAUAAUUAAUAAAUUUAGACAUUAAUAGUUUUUCCAUCUCAACCUCUAAAAUGUUAUAAUGGACAUACAGAAUAUCUGAAACUCAUACUGAUGAUGGUUUAUUAUUCUCUACAGACCAUGUAGAUUUAAAUUUAAAAAAAUAAGACAGAAGAGAAUAUACUGAGUUAUAUAAUGAUGAUUAUCUUGUUUAUCAUUAUAUAUAAUUAGAUUAUAAGGAAACAAUCUAUUAGAGAUCCUAUAUUAAGAUAUAAACAAUUUUGAGUAAAAUUGGUGGAAUUUGGUAAUUGUUUGUUAUUAUUGCUGCUUUAAUAUUAAAUCCUUUAAUAAAUAAUUUGAUGACUAUUUCUAUUGCAAAUGAAUUAUAUCGAUUUCCUAAUUCAUAAAAAAAAUUAAAUAUGGAAAUAAUCAAUCUAUAAUAAAGUGAUUAAGUUGUUGAUGUAUAAGAAUCUAUUAGAAGAUCUCGAGAAGUGAAUGUAGAUGAAAAACUAUCAACUGGAAUUUAUGAAUCACUUUUGAUACUCUUAGGUUGUCAUAAAAAGAAACGAAAAUUGUUUUCUUAAGUGAAAUAAGAGAUUCUUGCAUAAAUGGAUGUAGUGAAGAUCAUUCAAAAAUUACAUGAAAUUGAUCUCCUUAAAUUUAUUCUUUUGAAUGAUGAAUAGUACAAAUUAUUUGAUCUUUUACCUAAACCUAUUUUAUAAGAUGAAAAACUUUAAAUGGAAGACAUGAGUAAUGAUUUAGCAUCUGAAGCUGGAGUUCAAAAAAGUUUUAGAGCUAUCAAUAAUAAGAAAUUAUAAUCUAAGAAUCUUAAAGAUUAUUAUUGUUCAUUCUCUUCAUUAUAAUAAGACAAAGGAAGGAGUAGUGUUGAUGAUAAAUUAUUAUCUAUGAUUGAUCGAAAUAUAAUCUAGUUCUUUGAAUAAAUUUAAAUUUCAUAAUAACGACAUGGUAAUUUAAGUCCAUUAGAUCCCUUAUUUCGAUCAAGAAUAGAUGAAUCCAUCAUAGAACCUAAAAUUUAAAGGCCUAAAUGA
Molecule: messenger RNA, 1829 nt
Organism: Paramecium pentaurelia
Lineage: Eukaryota; Ciliophora; Oligohymenophorea; Peniculida; Parameciidae
Source: the annotation of a GenBank genome assembly